CGUUUUCACAAGAAACAAUAUGUUGUUUGGUGCCUGUCGACCUCGCCUUUCGUGGCAGACGCGUGUGUUGCUCAAUAACGCGAUUCCUAGUGUCAGCAGUAAAAAGGUUGCUCCAGGAUCCGAUAACAGCCUAAUAGGCAAGCUCAAGACUGAGUCAAAGAAAAUUUUGAAAAUUCAACUUUUUUUAAUUCCUGUGUGCGCAUUGGUAAUGAUUUUCAUGUUUCCAACGCCUUCCCCAGAGGAGGAACAGCGGAUGUGGUUAGAGUACGAGAAAAACGCAGGCUGGAAAACCUAA
Phytomonas sp. EM1 is the source of this 295-nucleotide messenger RNA. The record is from the annotation of a GenBank genome assembly. NCBI's taxonomy places the organism in Eukaryota, Euglenozoa, Kinetoplastea, Trypanosomatida, Trypanosomatidae.